Molecule: messenger RNA, 6283 nt
Organism: Ylistrum balloti
Lineage: Eukaryota; Metazoa; Mollusca; Bivalvia; Pectinida; Pectinidae
Product: multiple inositol polyphosphate phosphatase 1-like
Exons: 4
Coding region: 1-1428 (475 amino acids)
Molecular function (GO): inositol phosphate phosphatase activity; acid phosphatase activity
Source: RefSeq, a predicted model, not a curated record
AUGUCGUCUGCGCUGUUACACGGUUUGCAUCUUUUGUUGUUGAUGUGGAUAAUUUUCAUUUUAGAAUCGCAUGCCUACGGCGAUAUUAGAUUUGCCAACACGCCUAUCUUCUCCACGAAGACACCGUAUUUUUGGGUAAAACGUAGUGAUGAAGUCAUACGUGAAGAUUCAGAAUUUGUUUACGAAGGCACGGACACAAUCGAAUCUGCAAAUUCUUGUUUCAGUUUUCACAUCAACUCUCUGAUUCGUCAUGGCAUUCGAUAUCCCGGUUUGAAGUGGAUCAAACGCAUGGAUGAAGUUCAUGAAAAAUUGACGAAAGCAGCAAUAAAUUCAAAAUCAACAUUUAUCGAGAAAUGGGCAAACCCAUUUCCAUAUGAAAAAGAGCAUGCACUAGCUACUUUGGGAGAGACGGAACUUUUUGCACUUGGCGAGCGAUUUAGUCAACGUUUUAAAUUACUUUUUGAAGAAGAAACCGACAAAAUAGAAUAUUUUGUAUCGAGUAAAGAACGCACUUCUGACAGUAGGAAAGCGUUCCAUAAAGGAUUAACUAAGAUAUUUGAUCCAGAUAUUGACGAUGACCAUAACUUAAGCCUACCAGUUCUUGACGACAGCACACUAAGAUUUCAUGCUGGAUGUCAAAAAUAUAUCGACCAGAUAGAAAAAAAUGAUACUGCAUUAGAAGAAUACUUCAAAUUCAAAGAUGGACCAGAAUUGAAAAGUGUUGUAAGUGAUGUUACAGGAAGGAUAUUGGAUAGCGGUGUGGAUGCUGAAAACCUACUGAGCGCAGAUGAUGUUCAAACAAUCCAUCAGAUUUGUGCCUUUGAAUUGGCAUUCUAUGGCAAGUCAGACUGGUGUCAAUAUUUUGAACAAAAAGAUAUGGAAGUUAUAGAUUACUUAAACGAUUUAAAGCAUUACUGGCAAAAAGCAUAUGGAUACAAGCUUUCUUCAGAAAUGAGCUGUCCUCUAGUUCAACAAAUAUUUCAAAGGAUGGAUAAUGCUGUCAGUGACUUUGAAGAUGGAGAAGACUCCUCUGUUGGGAUUUUUCGAUUUGCACAUGCAGAGACUUUGGGACCAUUAUAUGCUGCUUUGGGACUAUAUAAAGAUUCUGAACCACUGAUGGCAAACAAUUUUGAAAAGCAAAGGAACAGACUGUUCAGAAGUAGCAAAAUUCUGCCUUUUGCAGCAAAUGUUGCCUUUGUUUUGUAUGAAUGUGACACUAACAGUGAUGAAGAUGACAUUGACGAGACUGAAGAAGAAAGUAUAUAUGUGAAGCUUUAUGUGAAUGAGGAGGCAGUCAUUAUUCCAGCUUGUGGGAAGAUUCUUUGUCUGUACACUGAUGUCCGACGGUACUAUUCACACUUUAUUGAUGCUUGUGAUUUUGAUGAGAUAUGUAAGAAGAACAAAAUUCAAGACCAUGAUGAGUUAUGAAUUCAGCUACGACAUGACAACUUCAUAUACAAUGUUAUCAAGAAACCUGAAAUUUAUUUGUGGCCUUAGUUUGAUGUGACUGUUUUUCAUAGUGACAAAAAAUGAUUGCAUAUUACAAAAUCAUGUACUUUUUAAGGGACCUCAGUCAGCAACUGGUACGUUAUUUUGGUUAGAGCCAUCUGUAGAACAUAAGUCAUAUAACUAUAAAUAUCAUCAGAGCUUAUGUGGGGCACCACAUCUGUCCGUCCAUUGUCAACUUUUCCCUUCAAACAAUUUCUUCUGAUAUUUGGCCUGCAGCAUACUGUAAAGAUCAGCUACCUUUGCUCAAAUGUGUUACCUUGAUACACUUUUAAGUUCUUUAGAUUCAAAUUUAAAUCUUUAAAAAACGUUUUCUCAAUAACCACAAUCCCAGGAUGCUGAUAUUUGACUUGUGUACAAAUGAAUGACCUGGACCUACUUUCAAGGACACAGGGGUCAAGUAUGUUUAAACAUUCUUCUCCAUAACCAAAAGGCCCAUGUGCUGAUAUUGGGCCUGUAGCUUGCUGGAAUGAUAGCUAUCAGGUUUGUUCAAAUGAAUGACCUUGGCCCAUGUUCAAGGUCACAGUGGUCAAAUAUAACUUUUUCUCAACAACUAAAAGACCCAGGGUACUGAUAUCAGGCCUGUAAUAUGCUAGCUGGAAGGACUACUGUCUUUAUUUCAAUAAAUGUGUUAAGAACUUCUUCCUUUAUAAUUUCAAUAAGCAGUAGGUCCUGGUACCAGUUUGCAGAAAUUUACUGAACAAGUCUUCUGUGUAGUUAAGCUGCAGAACAGGUGAGUAGCCAGGGCCCUUUUGGCUGUCAUUAGAUGUUAAGUUUCUGAGCAGUCUUUACGCCCUGAUCCACACAUAUUUCUGUUGAUAAUGCUGAUAUCGUUUUUAAGCUUAUACAAGAGAAAACGUUUUGAAUGAAGAAAGGUAGCUGUCAGUAGCCAUUUUGAUUUUCAUGGUUUUUUGUUUUGUUUAUCAUGGUAUGGCAUUGUUUACAUGUUUUUACUGCCUGUUCACAUGGCAAAAGUCACAGAUGCUAAAGAUAUCAGACUUUGACUUCCAUUGCUUUAUAACCCAUAUAUCUCAGAAAUAAAUAUUCAAUUAUUGUAUCCGUUAAAAUUAAAUUCCAAAUCACACACUAAAGGUUAAAUCACACACUAAAGGUUAAUGAUGCAUGGUCAAAGGGAAAGAUCUUAGAAAUCAAAUUUCAUUUCUCUUAAUUAGGAAAAGUUUGUAACGUUCUGAAACAAAGUUUCAAAGAUUCUGAGUUGAAUGGCAAAGGUAGAGCAAAGGUCAAGAUCUUAAUGCUAAAUGUAACUCAUGUUUCUUACUAGUUAAAUUGCUUUUACUAAUUAGUUACUAAUUAUUAAUUACAAAAAUUCUAUAAACAGGUAAAGGUUAUUCAAGAUAACAUACUUUUGAAAUUUGAUUGGCAUUGUCUUGAAACCUGGUUAUGCAAACACCAUGCUGAACUUGGUUUUGAAUUUUUAACUUUAGAAAUAUAUUAACAGGUACUGUCAUAUCUCAUUUGCUGCUGGAAUCUAGAUAUGUUUACCAUUAUGAAUAAGCAUACCAUCUUCUGAGCUUUACUAGAUCUUCAUUAUCAUUGCCUUCAGUAUUUGAUGAUUUUUUUAUGAGUUAUGCUUUGAAGAUUGUUUUUACUAUUUUCAAUAUCAAAUGAUGCUGUCAGUCAGUGUAUAUUCAAAGAAUCACUGUCAAAGGGCAAGGUCAUUACAGUCAUACAUCUUUUGUGACAAAUAUUGAGUUACCUACUUGUGAAGAAAUGCAUGUAUGUAGAACAUUGCAGUGUAUGAUUCCUAUUUUCUACUAAUACAGGUAAAUGCAGUGUUGAAAAAUUGUGUGUUGUAUGUAUGUGUGUGUGAGUGAGAGGCUGUGUGUGUGUGUGAGUGAGGGUGUGUGUGUGUGUGUAUUUAUGUGUGUGUGUGUGUGUGUGUGUGUGUGUGUGGCAGUGUGUGCAUGCUUGCACUCAUUUUAUUGUAAAAAAUCUUUCAUUUGCCUGGCAACUGAAACUGUAAAAAAAUGCAUAUCAACUGAAAUUUUUUUUUGUAAUGGCACAUAAAUUUUUGCUUAAUUUGGCCAAAAGCCAUUUUUCCCAUGAAGAACAUGUAUAUGAUGAAAUUUAUAACAGAAUCUCGCUUGAGUACUCAAUGUGAAAAAAUCAUAAUCCAGUCAGUCAUUCUGAAUUUUUUGCAUGAUUUAUUCAACAAAAAAUCGGGAUUGAUAUAAGAUAAGCAACAACAUGGUUCACCAAACUUUUUAAUAGUUCAUGUGAGCUUAAAUAUGGAUAACAAGCUGAUUAUUUCUUUUAAUUAAGAAUUACUGUGAACACAUACAUUACUGUACACAUGGGAUGUGUUAUUGGUAAAUCUCAGGUUAUUUAUUUCAUAUGUUGACAUGCAUCUUUCAUCAGUUGUGAUCAUAUAAUUUUUAUUAAAGAUAGAAAUCUAGUUAAAUCUAGUCGCACGUUGUGCGUUGUGCUUCUGUAAACAAUUUAACACUUUUGACUUCUUCUCAAAAAACCCUGAUCCAAUUUCAAUGAAAUUUUACAGAACCUUCCUUGGCCUAAGAUGAACCAAAAUUGUGAAUUAUACAGUUCCCAACCCCUAGGGUCCUGAGGGACAGGGCCAAAAGGGGUCAUAUUGACUCAGAUUUCAAAAAUCUUAUUCUCAGUACCGAGAUAUGGAAGAAGAAAAAAAUUCAUGAAUGGAAGCAUCUUAAGGUGCUUUGCCAAAAUUGUGAAUUUCAUGACCCCAGGGUCUCUCAUUUCCCCAUGGGGAGGGGGUAAAGUUUAUUUUAGUUUAUACAGGAAAACUAGAUUUUUGAUUAUAAUUUAUUUAAUUUCCAUUGGAAAUAUUUCAAACUUGGUCAGAAUUAUGAGUGAAAGAUGACAGUUUGAUAGUAAUCCCCAUUUUGAUCCUAACUGACACCCAGGAGCUGAUGGGCGGGGCCAAAAGGGGUCAAAUUGACUUAAAUUUCAAAAAAGUUCUUCUCAGCACCAAGAUAUGGUAGAAUCAAAUACUCUUUAUGAAUGGAAGCAUCUUAAGGUGCUUUAAUUACCAAAAUGAGUCUCUAAUUUCUUCCUUGGGAGGAAUAUCUUUUUAGACUUUACUGUAAUUUUUCAUAGAAAAAUAGCAUUUUUUGGCAUAGCAUUGGUUAUUUCCCAAAGGAAAUAACUCAAUAAGAAUUAUCAGUAUAGGAUGACACUUUUGAUGGAAUGCAUGUAUUGACACUGUCUAUAUUCAGAGUCAGAAAUUCUGUUUCAUGGCACUUGAUAAAUAUCCUUUAAUCUUUAUAUUCAAUCUCAGGUGACUGUCAAGGCCGCUAGGCCUUUUGUUUUUCAAUACAACCUAUCUAAAAAUGAAAAUUGAAAGUGAAAUUGUUUAGUUUUAAGAUAUUGCACAUAUGAAAGCAAUACCCCAACUUGAUUAUGUUUGCUUAUAUAGAAAACACUGUUUUAUAACUAAAAAUAUAAUUUAUGUCAAAAAGAACAUGAUUAGUGAGAUUGAUGUAUAUCAUCCAUGAUUUAAUGUGCCAGAGGAAAAAUUCCAUAUAAUCAGCAGCAUAUAAUUUGAAACAAAUUUUGAAUAACUUAGGAGAUCAAAAUUCUGUAAUGGUAUAUAUGGCUGAAGAUUGCCAGUUGCUGGUAUUUAUGAAUGUUGAACAUAUUUCCUGUUUGUUCACAUAAAUGAGAAAAUAUCUUCCACAGACAAUUGAACUAAUCUUAAUGUAUUUUCCAAGUAAAAAUAUAUGUGCACUUCUGCCAACCCUGAAUUUAUAUCUGCAUGAAAAGUCAUCAUAGCUAUCUGGACAGAAUCCAGGUAGCUGUAGGAAUGAAUCUUUUCCUACAACAAAAUAUAAAUGACAACUUUCCACCCAGAUGCAUGAUAAUCGUGAUGAUUUCUAUUUUCCCAUCAUAAAUUUUCCAUUUGUUGUAGAUGAAUUAAACAUAUUCCAGUUGAUUCCAUAUUCAAGGACUAAUUUCCAAUAUUGUGAUUUUUGUGCAAGAUUAUUAAUAAGUUUUACUGUCAUCAUAAAGAUCUCAUUGAGAUGUAUUCGAUUAUCUGUUGCAAUACAAAGAUGGACAUGUUUGAUACCUGCUAGUUUGCCUUGGUGUUUCCACUGCUGUUUACCUUUUUCUGUCACAUUUGGUAUUAUUUUCUUGGAUUUACCAUGACGACAUGAGGAUGAAGGAGAUAAUUACCCUAUCUGAACAACAAGUCUUAUUCUCUUUCUGCAGGGAUUACCAAUUAAGCAUUACUUUUGUUAAUACAGUACCAUAAUGUCAUUAAAUUUUAGUGUGAAUUAAGAUUCUGUAAGCAAGGGUCAUAAAACUUGGUGUGUACAUUUGUCAAACUAAGACUAUAAGCAGUGUACCAAAUUCAAGGGGCCCAACCUGUUACAGAAUUAAUAUUGCAAUACAUAUAAUUUUGUUUCCAGCAUAUGUGUAGUUGAUUUCAGGUACGUUCAUCAGUUUCAGAGAUACUCUUGUUUUCAAAAGCAUGCAACAAGACGGAAUCCUACAUAUUAGUUGAUAAAAGUGAAUGGAAUUAGGGUGGUUGGGUGGCGCAGUGGUAACACGCUCGUCCGGGGUUCGAUUCCUGGCACAUAUGUGAAAAGGUACAGGGUCUUCACUUACCCAACCAUUUGGGUUUUCCCCAAGGUACUCUGGUUUCCUUCAAUAAUAAGACUCUUCGCACGCUUCCAUCAGAGUCAACAAAGAGUGAUUAGUAUUAGCUGGAAAUCUUGUUUUGCAAUUGUUGUAAAAUGAAUUAAGUUUAAAAGAAGAAUAAAAGAAUUGGAAGUUUAAA